Patiria miniata (bat star) is the source of this 2256-nucleotide messenger RNA. RefSeq names its product D(2) dopamine receptor-like. Bases 1081 to 2256 code for a protein of 391 amino acids. The transcript has a single exon. Gene Ontology annotation, molecular function: trace-amine receptor activity. Lineage: Eukaryota; Metazoa; Echinodermata; Asteroidea; Valvatida; Asterinidae. The record is from RefSeq and is a predicted model, not a curated record. Gene Ontology annotation, biological process: G protein-coupled receptor signaling pathway. Gene Ontology annotation, cellular component: membrane.
UGGGUUUAUUGCUUUUGAAGUCUGCGUACUAACAGAUUCGCCCUGCCAGCAGAGUGGUUCCUACAGCCCAUACAGUCAUCACUCGGGGGCAAUUCUGCAAAUAAUUUCAAAUGAACAAUGUACUUCAUAACUAAACGUUUCAUAUAGAUGUCUGAUUAAAUAGUGCAAAAUGUUUGUAUCGCUAGAAAAAUGGUAAUCGGAUUGGGUUUUUUUUAGGGGUGGGGGUGGGGGAAUCGAUACCCGAAAAAAGUACCUGAGUACCUGUACAUCUGUAAUAUUACGUAAAAUAUUGAAAAUAUUGUGUUCCUAUAUACCCCGUCUUUGUUAUGGGGGGGGGGGUCGGAGGAAUGGGGUGCGGUGGCCGGGGGAAUCGCAACCACGAAGUGCGUAAUCUCGUCUCCCAUCGCUAUCGGACGUAAAAAAAAAUGCCUAUAUCAGAAAAAAAGAGGCAGAAAUCGAUGGAACGGAUGAGCAUCACUGAUAAAGUUAUUUAUGCGAGGGUAAAAAGUACUAAGUGCUUCAGAAAAGGCUUCGCAUGCUCGACAAUCAUUUAUUAGCCAUCUUCCCACGCUCGUCUCAACGACGUGAAAUGCAUCCAAACGUUUCGCUCAUAUUAAUGAUUAAAAAGGGCUAUGAUUUGCGCAAAAAACACCAACGCCUGAUGGGAACUGUGUAGUAUGGGAUUAAAAGCAGGAACGGGAGUGGAUUUGCUGGCAUCGCAAAUAUAUAAAUUAUCAUGUAAGCAUGCAUCACAAGAUGGGAAUGUCACAUCCUAGCAACGGGACACAUCUUAGUUUGCUAACGGAAGUUACGUCCGGGCCCGGCACCACCUGUGUCUACAUGCAUGGAGUAAAACAAUUCUUGAAAUUAAUUAUGUAAAUAAGGGCGCGAUCAAAGUCGCGUCUGACUGCGUUAUUACGGGUACUGUUGCAUCACUCAACAGUCCAACACUGCCGUUGACCCCAAUGCCUCUUUUUGAUUUUAUAAACCAAUUGUUUACUGUUAUAUAUCCCAAUAAUUGCUUUGAAGAGUAUCGAAGCGAUCGCCUCAAUCUGCAGACAGUUUUCAAGAGAGGGCAUCAUGAGCUUAAAUGGAGAUCAGGGAAUUCGAUGCUUGGACAGCAACGCAUCAUGUGAAAUCAACGAGCCAACUGCAUUCACCAUUACACCAGCACCAAUAUUUGUUGUAGUGAUUUCCGUCAUCUUCGAAACUCUUCUGAUUCCCUUCAUACUCCUCGGCAAUGGAGCUGUAGUUCUUCUCGUUGCAAAGAGUGAGCCACUCCGAACCACCACCAACGCGUUUAUGGUAAGCCUGGCCAUGGCAGACGCCAUGCAGGGGCUAACACUCAUCCCUGUGAUUGUGGCAACGUUAGACCCGGUAGCUGUCAACAGUAAAUACAUAUGCCUGACGCUAUGGUGUAGCAUACUACUUGCCUCCGGUUGUAGCUCCUUGUCACUGUGCGCCAUCACAGUGGACCGGUAUGUCAAGAUUAUACAUCCACUAACUUAUCAACAAAUAAUCAACAAAACACAAGUAGCCACAGCCAUAGCCGCUGUGUGGAUCUACACCUCCUUUCUGGUGUUCAUCCUCCCUUUUUCUGGACUGAACCAAAUCAGAGACACGCCACAUUUCUCUUGUUUAGACUUCACAAGUGUGUUCGACCCGGUUCACCUUCAGAUGUUCCUCUUCACAAAUGGGAUCAUCCCUUUCGUCUUGAUGUGCUGCAUGUAUUUCAGACUUUUGAUUGUGGUGUUGGAGAAGCUUCAUCAGGAGGGAACCCAACGGAUUAACAAGGGGAUUCCCAUGACAGGAGGGCGCUGGAGAUUCAUGAAACGGGAGCUGCGCUCGGUGAAAACUUUCCUGAUUCUGUUAGGCUUCACUGGUCUGGCGUGGUUGCCAGUUACCAUAGUUGUGCUCUUGGAGAUCCACACGGGUUACCGUGCCAGCCUCGCUCUCAGGAGUGUUUUCAGUUGGUUGACCUUCAUGAACAGUGCGGCCAACCCAGUCGUCUACACACUACGCAGCGAGCCGUUUGGAAGAGCAGCUCGCAAGACGUUCGCCUACAGAUUCGGCAAACGUUGCUGCUGUUUUAGCAAGAGGAAACCCAAAAUCGUUCCACUGCAAAAUUUAACGUCCAGGUCUCUGACGACAUUUCCGAAUAGUGUGGCAGAUAGGUCAACGUUGAGAGUCAGCAAAGCUUGGCAGGAUAAAUCUUCGUUUAAUGAAAUUAAAGUCAUUAACAACGCAGAAACGUAA